UAUUUUUUUUUACAAAGGAAUAAUUGAAACAGUUGUAGUAUAAAAGCGUUCGACGAUGCAGUGGAAUUUCAGCAGAUACAUCUUCCUCAUCUAGCAACCCACAUCCCACAAUUUAAGCGAACAACAUGCAUUUUACGGCAUCCGCAGCUAUCAUUGUACUAGUUUGCAUGGCAUCAGCCAUCGAUGCUAGUAAGCUACCAAUCGCUAAAACGGUACCCCACCGAUCGUUGAUGAAACGUCCGUCGUCACAGACUAACGUCAACAUCAACACGAACGAAAACGAAAAUAACAAUUUCCUCUUCAGCUCACUCAUUUCUGAACUGCUUGCCAACGUAAACAGCCAAGGCUCAGACCAAGACCUGUGUGAGAGUGACGAUGACGAUGAUUCUUGCUUCUGGAAAAUGAUUGGAGCUGAUGUUCUGGCAAAAUCAGCAAAGGCCGCGCAGGAAACCGAAGACGUUGCUGAUGAUGAAACUGACAAGCCAAGCCUUGAAAAAGUUGCUGAUAAUUCCAAAAGCCUUCGAACACGCCCUGUCUUUGGCCCCAGCAAUUAUAAUUUCAACUCCAACAGCAACGGAAACUCCAACUUUGACUUUAGUUCCAUUUUCUCAUCUUUGCAGCAGUUCUUGAGGAACAAGAAUAAGAAACUUGCCAAGGAGACCACCGUCAAGAAAGACUAAAACAAUCUUGGCAAUUACGAUAUGGACUUUGGCAAUCGACAAUCUCGACCAGCGACACAAUUUUCUUGUUUUCUUGAUUAGGAAUAUUGCAAUGAAUGGUAGUAGAGGAGUUUCAAAUAAAACCAACAAAUUAUAGAA
Daphnia magna is the source of this 818-nucleotide messenger RNA. RefSeq names its product probable serine/threonine-protein kinase DDB_G0271402. Lineage: Eukaryota; Metazoa; Arthropoda; Branchiopoda; Diplostraca; Daphniidae. The transcript has 2 exons. The record is from RefSeq and is a predicted model, not a curated record. Bases 126 to 680 code for a protein of 184 amino acids.